This is a messenger RNA of Penicillium paradoxum, 3702 nucleotides long. RefSeq names its product DUF3433 domain-containing protein. Bases 1 to 3702 code for a protein of 1233 amino acids. The record is from RefSeq and is a predicted model, not a curated record. The transcript is spliced from 3 exons. NCBI's taxonomy places the organism in Eukaryota, Fungi, Ascomycota, Eurotiomycetes, Eurotiales, Aspergillaceae.
AUGGCCGCUAGUGAUGGGACAGGGCGAUGGGCACAAUAUAUCGGUCGGUUGGCUCCAUUUCGUCUGCCUCAAUCCCCCCGCCAACCUCAAAGUUGGCGCCCGCUGGCUCUGCGCCCGCCAUACCUGGUUUCCCUGAUAUCCUUGAUCUUGAUGAUGCUACUGGCCUUGGAAGCACUGCGACAAUAUAGCAAUCGUGAAGGAGGUUUGGUGUUUUUUGCCUACACCGAGGAUGUGUCCGCCGUACAAUCUUUUGCCUACAACUACCUACCGAUAAUUGUGUCCCUCGUGCUUUCCUUGGUUUGGACUGUCACCGAUUUCGAUGUCCUUCGCCUGGAACCAUACUUUCAGCUAUCUCGACCCGAGGGAGCACCCGCGACCGUGCUGUUCAUUAACUACAACUUUGGCCAAACCAUUCUCACCCCGAUCAAUGCUGCAAUUCGCCGCCACUGGGCCGUCCUUUGGAUCUCUUUUGUGACUCUUUCUAUUCGAAUUAUUCUUCCCGCGCUACAAAGUACGGUGUUGGAGCUACGCGAAGUUACGGUUGUCGACCAUGGAUCCAUAAAAAGCUGGCCCAACCUGGUAGACUUGAGAACACAAGCGAAUUGGAUGGCAACACAGGCCAACAACACACUUGACUCCGUGCUUUCAUCGAAUGAACAAAUGCGCCGAUCAAGGUCUUCCAAAUACGCCGUAGCGCCAGUGGAAAUCUCUGAUAGCGAUCAUGAGGAAAGCACAAUAUGGACUCUGGAUCAGACGUUGUAUUGGGCCCAACUUGAUUGUCAAAACGUCCCCAUUGAAGACAAACUUACCGUUGCUAUCCAUGAUCCUGAGGCGUCAUAUCCAACAAUGUCAUGGAACGCCACUGGCAUCAAUUUAAACGACACAUAUGGUGGCGCCACAAAAUGCGCUCUUGAUUUUCAAUACGACACUGUCUUCUUCUCUACCUCUGACUACAUGCAAGUACGGUAUUGGGAGCCGGUGAUCACUGCUACCGCCAAAGAAGCGUAUCCGAACCGAACCCAGGCCUUUACGGCAUCUGGCUGCGAUCCGUACGAUCUUUAUGGUAUACUCAUCGGAGUAAAUGUGACUACCUCCGAGUCUAAUUCGACUAAAUACUCCGCAUCUGGUCUUGCCUUUGCUUGUGACAUCAUUUACCAGAAAGCGGAAGCCCUUGUAUCUAUGCACUCUAACAGCUCUAUCAUCUCUAUUGAGGUUGAUCGGGCUACCACUCGUGUCCUCACUCCAGCUGAAUUCAACAUUCGUCACUUUCAGGCACUGUUGUCCCAACGCGCUCCCUACACUAGCGACAUGCUCUUCAUUCGUGAGAAUCCUACCACUGGAACCCGCACAGUGACUGAACUACCCAUCAUUAGCCAGGAGUUAGGAGACUUCCAGCCUGUGGUCGUGCUUGACACAUCGAAUAUCAUGACAGAAGCCGAAUUUGCCUCAAAGGUUGAGCGCGAUGUAAAGCAGACUUUUGUGCUCACACUCAGUCGCCUGUUUGAUCCUGAUAGGUCACCCAUCACUAUCUCAGCCGCACGCUUUUCGAAUCAAGUCGCCAUCGCCAUUGUCGAUUUUGCUGCGCUUUGGUCCGAGCUCAUUCUUGGCCUGGCUGCCUUCACUGCAUUUUAUCUCCUUUUUAUCCAUCGUGCGCGUCAUCUAUUUCUUCAAAGCGAUCCAGGAUCUAUUGGUGCCAUGUGCAGUAUAACUGCUGAUAUUUUUCACCCUUCCAACAUCCUCGCGGAACCAGUGGUGGAAUUCCAUCAAUUCUCCACUCGUCAACUUCGUCGUAUCUUUAAAAACGCUCGUUGUUAUUGGCGGCCGGGUCCUUCUGGCAACCGACUAGAGAUUCUUGCUGAAGAUGGCUCACCCGUCCAGCUUCAAGAGAACCUCAAGACUCGUGCCGAUCCCAUGCCUCAUUUUCUCAUGAUACCCGUUUUCCUUAUUGAAUUCCUAGCACUAGCUGCAGUAAUCAUUCUCAUCGGACUAGUGGUUUCAUCUCUGCUUCGAGACGGCCGGUUCCGCCACCUGAACCAAUCUGACUCAAGCUCGUUUCAGGUUGUUCUUUCGUUUUUACCUUCUGUUGUCGCUUCAUCUGUGGGAGCUUUAUGUACCUCGAUUCACCGAAAUCUGAGUGUUUUGGAGCCUUGGGUCCACCUGCAACGAGGCAAUGCUUCGGCGCGGACUUCGUUGUCACUGAACUAUUCAUCCCAAAGUCCGAUCGCCAUUUUUUUCAAGGCAAUUCGUGACCGCCAUGCCUUAUUGUGUCUUGUAUCAGUUGCGUGUGUCGUUAACAUGGCUCUGACUGUGGUCGCGGGUGGACUUUUCACGCAACAACUGACAACGUCUACUUUGGACACGAACGACUUGACGAUGAACUAUAGCCAGUCUACUUUUUGGCAGACUGACUUCGCUGCUCAAUUUACUGAGUACGACCUGAUUCAGACUAGUAUCACCAGUGGGGUGUCCAUGCUCUCCUGGACGAGCCCAAAUCAGUCUUUCGUCCCAAUACAUGUGAAUGAUCGCAGCCCGGAUGUGACUUAUGGCGCCUCAACCCUUGGUGUUGGCACUGAGCUCAAGUGCCACCCCCUUUCAUCUGACGCCCUUGUCUAUGAUAAAUCUACUGCUAGUCAUAGUUGGCGGUAUGCUUUGUUUGAGAAUUCCUCGAUUGAAUGCAUGGCACAUAUGCCAGCCUUGAAAAGUAGGGAGGAAGGAAUUGCCCUGUCCAUUCAUUUCCUUUCUCCAGAUGAGGUGGACGAAUCGGAUAUCUGCCAGACCUCGACGGUCCUAGUAGUUGGCCGUUGGAAUUAUCUACCGGACACCGCGAUCACGGAUAACAACACCAUCGCAUUACAUUGCGAACCUCGGACCAGGUUGCAACAGUAUUCGAUCCUUUUCGACCAAAAGGGUCAGAUUGGAUGGCAUCAACCUGUCCGAAAUACGACUAUCACUCAAGGGACCAUGUAUGACAAUGCGACCGUGAGUCUCGGUCAGUUCAAUAAAGCCUUUGCUGCCAUUCCAAGCAACUAUGUGGGAAAUACCACCAUGCAGAAAGGAACAUACAACAUCUCCUCCUACGACUGGGCAGGUUUCCUUGUGGCCCGUCUCUACCAGCGCGAAGACCCUGAGUUUAUCUCCCUGGAUUCCGGUCUCCUGUCAAACAUGACUCAGACUGUAUAUCAAUGGGUGUAUAGCACCUAUUUCACGAUUUGGCGCGACAUAUAUCUCGACCCUCUGACUGAUCCAGUCCCGGCCGCAAAUGCCACAAUCACCCGCAGUACUUGGUGCAUGGUCCCGUCGGGUCCCUCGCUUGCCAUUGCCCUGGCGAUCAUUAUCUUCGACGCGAUAGUUGUGCUAUUGGUGUUCGGAACACGACGUGGCCGCUUCCGUGGACCCAGAAUGCCGCGCUCCAUCGGAGCCAUCAUUCCUUGGAUUUCGCAUAGUCAAAUGCUUCAUGACUUUACCGACACACAUACCUGGAGCAAUGCCCAACGACAUGCUCAUCUCACUGCUUUGAAUAAACGAUACGCCUUCCGUAUGUUUAUGGGUGCUGACAAUCGCUGGAGAUUCGCCGUCGAUCAGGAAUCGGAGGAUACUAAACUCACCGAUUCCCCGCCCGGCAGUCCAGAUGGGGAAGUCGACAAGGCUGCCUCGAUUCAGCUGCAGGAGAUCCGCAAUUCACCUCCCCCACCUCAGAACUGA